UCAUGGUGUGAUUGGUUUUAUUCGGUCACACUGCUAAAACAUAAACAAACUGAAUUGUAUUUAAUUUUUAAUUUACAUUAAUAGCUAGAAAAGUAAAAUGAAUCCCCUAACAAAUAUGAAAAAUGUGCUAAAACUCAGCGAGCAGGACCUGCAACAGGGGGUGGGGAAGAAGAGCUGGCACGACAUGUACCGCGACUCGGCCUGGAUCUUUGUGGCCGGCUUCCCGUACAACCUCUCCGAGGGCGACAUCAUCUGCGUCUUCUCGCAGUACGGAGAAGUGGUAAACAUCAAUCUGGUACGCGACUCGAAAACGGGAAAGUCCAAGGGCUUCUGUUUCCUGUGCUACGAGGAUCAGCGCUCCACUGUGUUGGCCGUGGACAAUCUGAAUGGAAUAAAAAUCAUGGAGCGGACAUUGCGCGUGGACCAUGUCCUGGACUACAAGCCGCCCAAGGAGAACGAAAAGAUGGACGAGGAGACACUGCGUCUCUAUAUGGAGGGUUGUGCACCCAGGCCACAGAUGGGCGAUGUUAAGACUGAAAAAAAGGAAUACAGAAACAAAUUUAAAGGCAAAUAAAAUUGAAUUUAACAUAA
Messenger RNA from Drosophila pseudoobscura, 591 nucleotides. RefSeq names its product RNA-binding motif protein, X-linked 2. Gene Ontology annotation, cellular component: catalytic step 2 spliceosome; U2 snRNP; precatalytic spliceosome. Gene Ontology annotation, molecular function: RNA binding. Gene Ontology annotation, biological process: mRNA splicing, via spliceosome. The record is from RefSeq and is a predicted model, not a curated record. NCBI's taxonomy places the organism in Eukaryota, Metazoa, Arthropoda, Insecta, Diptera, Drosophilidae. The transcript has a single exon. Bases 98 to 574 code for a protein of 158 amino acids.